AUGUUUCAUGUACAAUGUCUCUUCACGGUCGGCUUGGCUUUCAUUGGAGCAGCCCGGUGUCUAAAAGUGACCCCGCAGGAUGGACUCGAGUUUCUGGAGAACAUUUUCGUCUUCUAUGGAGCGAAUAAAUCAGUUACCACAAGUAAUCUGGAAGAUCUGCUGCUGCUGAUCUCAGCCAGGAGAUCUGAUUUAAUCACUAAAGAAAAUCCACUGGAAGACCAUCAGUGUCAGUCAGCAGAGCAGAUUCUGUCCCACUUUGGGUUGAGCAACGUCACUGAACUGACCGUGGAACAUCUGGGGAGGAUCUGCCCCGCUGUGUUGACCCAGGUGCUGCUGCCCUCCUGCCCCUACAUCAGCCCCGAGGGCCUGCCGCCCGUGGACUACUCUGUGUGGGGUUAUGGCUUUUUGGCUGUCACAGUAAUCAACCUGGCAUCUCUGCUCGGUCUCCUGUUGAUCCCGCUCACCAAGAAGCCAUAUUUCCCCAAAGUGCUGACCUACUUCAUCGGCCUGGCCAUUGGGACACUCUUCUCCAACGCUGCACUUCAGCUCAUACCAGAGGAAAGUGAAGCUCUGGGAUUUGAUCCUAAACAAGAUAACUAUGUAGCUAAUGCAAUGGGGAUAUUUGGAGGAUUUUAUCUUCUUUUUGUUGUUGAAAAAAUACUGAAGAUAUUUCUUCAUGUUGACCAUGAGCAUGGCCACAGCCACUUCACUCCUGCUGAGCCAUCUCAGGAAAACUAUGUUCAUAAUGGAGACAUGUGGGGUACAAAGGACUCUAUAGUUUUGACCAGCAUUUCCACAAUCACCUCUGAUAAAAGCAGCCUGAACUCUGAGCCCCCUCAUACAAAUGUGUCACCAUCUCAGGAUGUCCAGCUGUCAGGUGUAACGUGUCACUGGCUUUGUGGCCAGCGCAUCACCAGCAUCAAGACAGUGGCGUGGAUGAUAACCCUCAGCGACGCACUGCACAACUUCAUUGAUGGUCUGGCCAUCGGUGCGUCUUUUACAGUGUCAAUACUGACGGGGUUCAGUACGUCCACCGCCAUUGUCUGUGAGGAGUUUCCCCAUGAGCUGGGUGACUUUGUCAUCCUGCUAAAUGCUGGAAUGAGCAUUCCUCAGGCCAUUUUCUUCAACCUGCUGUCAUCAGUGUCGUGUUAUCUUGGCCUUGUGUUAGGCAUCCUGCUUGGGAGCAACUUUGCUCCAAAUGCAAUUUUUGCCAUAGCUGGAGGAAUGUUUCUGUACAUUGCAUUGACAGACAUGUUUCCAGAAAUGGACAACAUUGCAAGAGAACAGAAGAAAACUUCCAACAAGAUCAUUUUCUUUCUGAUCCAGAAUGUAGGGCUGCUUACUGGGUUCACCAUCAUUCUGCUAAUAACUUUGUUUGCAGGAAAUAUAAACUUGGGCUAA
Messenger RNA from Nematolebias whitei (Rio pearlfish), 1401 nucleotides. It is a transcript of the gene slc39a8, whose product is annotated as solute carrier family 39 member 8. Gene Ontology annotation, cellular component: membrane. Gene Ontology annotation, molecular function: zinc ion transmembrane transporter activity. The record is from RefSeq and is a predicted model, not a curated record. Bases 1 to 1401 code for a protein of 466 amino acids. Gene Ontology annotation, biological process: zinc ion import across plasma membrane; intracellular zinc ion homeostasis. The transcript is spliced from 8 exons. Lineage: Eukaryota; Metazoa; Chordata; Actinopteri; Cyprinodontiformes; Rivulidae.